UCUAUGACCGAGACCGGAUUUCUAUGAGCAGCUAUUGGUCUGAAUUCUUCAAAUUGCAAGGGACCAAACUAUCUAUGAGCUCAGCCUACCACCCACAGACAGACGGACAAACCGAGGUAACCAACCGAACCCUUGAGCAGUACUUAAGGUGCUACGUCCAUCAAUUCCCGAAGAGGUGGGAAAACUUUUUGACUUGGGCUGAGUAUUGGUACAACACUACCUACCAUGAAUCGACCAAAAUGACGCCAUUUGAGCUGGUAUACAGGCGUAAACCCCUCACAAUGAUCAACUAUUCGGAGGGAAGUACGGUCAAUGAUGAAGUUGGUCGGGAACUCGAGGAACGAGAUCUAAUGUUGAGAGAGUUGAAGAAAAAUCUCGAAGGAUCGAUUAAUCGAACCAAAGACUUCGCAGAUGGAAAGAGGCGUGAAAAGAAUUUUGUACCAGGGGAGUAUGUCUAUCUGAAGCUAAGACCAUUCGGACAACGCACAACAGCACAAAGGGCAGCAACUAAGUUGGGCGUUCGCUAUUAUGGACCUUAUCAAAUUCUGAAUCGCAUUGGUCAGGUAGCUUAUCGUCUAGAAUUAUUAGAAAGUUCUCAGAUCCACCCCGUUAUCCAUGUGUCACAGCUCAAAAGGAGUUUAGGAGAAGCACAGAAGUAUUGUGAAGAAUUGCCAGCAACCGCAACCGAUGGUAGG
Molecule: messenger RNA, 695 nt
Organism: Striga hermonthica
Lineage: Eukaryota; Viridiplantae; Streptophyta; Magnoliopsida; Lamiales; Orobanchaceae
Source: the annotation of a GenBank genome assembly